UGGUGUCCACUGCGGUUCGCUUUGGGGAUGGCAGAGAUGCUAGGGAUGCUCUUAGUCCUGCUCUGUGUCUCUCACUCUUCUGCCAGUUGUGGCAUUCAGAAAACCAACGUUAUGGAAAUUUCUGAGGAAGGUUUGGUCAACGACAAGGAAUUCCCAUGGGUGGUGUCGCUGCAGGAUUCCCAGUACACCCACCUGGCUUUUGGCAGCAUCCUUAGUGAGUUCUGGAUCAUCAGCAUCGCAUCCGUCUUGCAGAACAGGAAGGACGUCAUUGUUAUAGUUGGCAUAGCUAAGAUGGAUGCCAAAGUGAUUGCUCAUGAAGAGUAUCCAGUCAACACCAUCAUCAUCCAUGAGGAUUUUGAUAAUAAAACCAUGACAAAUAACAUAGCCCUCCUGAGGACAGACACGGCGAUAGGGUUCAACAACCUGAUCCAGCCCAUCUGCUUCCUCGACAGAAAGCUGAACAUGCCCCCAGCCUUGCGGAACUGCUGGGUGGCAGGAUGGAAUCCCACAUCUGCAACAGGAAAUCACAUGACGAUGAGUAUCCUGAGGAAAAUCUCCGUGAAAGACAUCGACCUGUGUCCCUUACACAAAAUCGAGAAAACAGGAUGUGGCAAUCACAUAGAGCAGGAAACCGAUGCUGUCUGCUUGGGGGACCCAGGAAACCCGAUGAUGUGCCAGCUACAGCAACUGAAUAUGUGGGUGCUGAGAGGAAUCUUGUCCCAUGGUGGUGAGAAUUGCCCUGGCCUAUUUCUAUACAUCAAGGUGGAAGACUAUAGCGACUGGAUUAUGUCCAAGACUAAGAAAACCAGCCGUCCUCUGUCUUCCUUCCACCCCUGGGAGGAACCAUUUCCUUUCUCCAGCUACUCAUCACAUAUCAUCGUGACACCAAAGAAACAUUCUGGGCUGGGCCAGAGUGAAUGGUCCCAAGCAGACGUGCAAGAAGAAAAUAAGGUCACCUUAUAUACAUUCCCAACAAACAGCUCUACAGAGAGUCCAGACCUUGAGGAGAAAGAGUUAGGGGAAUUAGGCAAGUCUUCUGCUGUGGCCGUAGAUCCCACUUACUAUGACUAUUAUGGGGAGGCUGGUAAGGGUAGUGGGCCUAUUUCAGGUCAGAACAGGUUACAUCAGCCCCAAGAAAUUAUCUUGUUUUCCUUUGUGCUUGUUUUCUUUUGCAAUGAUAUCUAGUCUAGGAGCUAACCCUCCCAACUGAAGAGUAAGCUCAGAAUGCUGAGUGUCAGGCAGCCACCAUGCUGUUUUGGUGUGUUUU
This is a messenger RNA of Callorhinus ursinus (northern fur seal), 1267 nucleotides long. NCBI's taxonomy places the organism in Eukaryota, Metazoa, Chordata, Mammalia, Carnivora, Otariidae. The record is from RefSeq and is a predicted model, not a curated record.